Aureobasidium pullulans EXF-150 is the source of this 1674-nucleotide messenger RNA. RefSeq names its product FtsJ-domain-containing protein. The coding region runs from base 119 to 1240 and encodes 373 amino acids. The record is from RefSeq and is a predicted model, not a curated record. Gene Ontology annotation, biological process: RNA methylation. NCBI's taxonomy places the organism in Eukaryota, Fungi, Ascomycota, Dothideomycetes, Dothideales, Saccotheciaceae. Gene Ontology annotation, molecular function: rRNA (uridine-2'-O-ribose)-methyltransferase activity. The transcript has 3 exons. Gene Ontology annotation, cellular component: mitochondrion.
UCAAGCAAUCAUGAUUUUUGUUGGUGUUUCAUCAUUUUCGUCUUGACCGUCGCGUCGCCAUCUAUCUCAGGCCUCAUCGAAGACAACUCUCACCUGCAUCAACCACGUGUCCAACGAGAUGAACUGCCUCCGCCAGGCCAACCGACGACUCAUUCAAAUCAACAAAGCGCUUGCACUACUGCCGCCGAUAGAACAGUCAUUACUCGCAAUCCCCGCUCUCUCGCAUACCCACCUUACGCCCAGAACAUGCAUCGCACAUGCCUCUAGCUCCUCGACACGGUGGAAGACACGCCAGACGAAAGACCACUUUGCUCGAGAAGCCAAGGUCGCCGGUCUGAAGUCACGCGCCGCUUUCAAACUGCUAGAGCUGGACUCGAAGCACCACAUCUUUCGCAAGGGCGGCACUGUCGUAGAUCUGGGCUAUGCGCCUGGUAGCUGGAGUCAGGUUGCUGUCAGCAGAACGAGUCCAGGUGGCAGAGUUCUGGGCAUCGACAUCAUCCCUGCACAACCGCCGCGAGGUGCGUCAAGCAUUCAAGGCAAUUUCUUGAGUCCAGAAGUGCAGGCUGAGGUGAGGAGAUAUGUGCGAGAUCCUGCAUUGGGUCGAGCGAGGGCAAGAGUGACCAUGUCAAAGAAAGGCGAAACCGAGGCCGAGGAAGAGGAUGGUGCGACGGAAGAGGAGGUUGAAAGCGAAGGACGCGGUGUGCUACGAAUGGCUCAAGAAACAAAGACGAAAGAGAACGAGCAACCCGACCAACAGGAACAACAACCAGACGAAGAGGCGGAGCAAGAGGAAGCACAACUCAGCGUGCGGAAAAAGGAUCUUCGCGACGGAAGAGUUGUCGAUGUUGUGCUAAGUGACAUGUCAGCACCCUGGGAGCAGACGACCGGUCACUGGAUCAGGAGCGUUAGUAACCCGUAUUUCAGGAUGAUGAACACGAGCGGCACCGCCUUUCGUGAUCACGCUGGCAGCAUGGAUCUCUGCAAUGCUGCCUUGACUUUCUGCUACGACACCCUCCGCACCGGCGGUCACUUCAUGUGUAAAUUCUACCAAGGCUCCGAAGACAAGGCUUUUGAAAAUCGACUCAAGAAGUUGUUCGACAAAGUCCACAAAGAGAAGCCCGAGUCUUCGCGCAAGGAGAGUAAAGAGGCCUAUUUUGUUGCAUUGAGGAGGAAGCCUGAUAUUCCUAGAGAAUUGGUGUUCCCUGACGAAUAUAUCGAGGAGAACGAGUUUCCGGAAUGAAGAAAAACACUUCAUUUGCUGUCGAUACCCCUUUUAUGAACUCGCAACUCCACCAUCAACACCUUCAAGUGACGACUCGUGAACUCGCUCUCAGCGGACAUGCACACAAAUACCAAAAACAUCGUGCCUUUUGACGGGUGGUUUGGAAGGCACGUCGGGGGAGGCUGGGAGCUCAAUUUGAACCCAGCAAUGAUCAGUGCACGAGGCAAAGACGAAACAAAAAAGGCGAAACGCCAUGGCGAGCGGACGAGUUGAACGACCAUAACUCUUCUUCUACCUAAACAUCGACACGUUUAGUUACAAGCAGAGAAACUCGCCAAAUCAACAUGUGAAGAUGCUAUGACUCACGAAGAUCACAUUAACGCUUACAGGUACUCUUGGUAAUCAAAAAGAGAUGGAGACAGACCUACGAAUUGCUCAAACGGUUCCAAGAU